AUGGAGGAGCCGUCGAGUCCCGGCCCCAAAGACCCGCCAAAGUCGACGCGCUUCCUGCCGCGCUUCGACGCGCUAAAGGUUGCCGCGUCGUCAGCCGCUGCAAGCGCGAGCGAGUGGUCGAGCCGCGCGGCCAACGCUUCGGCGGAGGCCGCAAGGGUGGCUGGGGCACGGGCGGCCGAGGCUGGCGCGAAAGCCGCAGAUGCAGCGCGGCGAGCCGCAGAGGCGACAGCGGCGGCCACCGAGGCGGCCCGCGAGGCGGCGCGCGAGCGCCUUGCGCGCGAGGACGGCGGCGGGCCGCCAGAGCCGAGACGGUCGGGCUCCCUGACGCCUUCGGAGCGGGAGGCGGCGUUCGCGGCGCUGCUGCAGCGCCGCAGCGUCGCGAUGGAGCCGCUGCGGCGCCUCUGCUUCCUCGACGGCGUGCCGGACGGCGUGCACUCGACCUCGGCGCUCGGCACUGCUCUCAAGGCGCUCGGCACUGUGACGCCUCUUCUUCGAACGCAGGUGCACCGCGCGCUCGCCUGGAAGCUGCUGCUCGGCUACCUGCCGCAGCAACGGUCCGAGUGGGACAGCCACCUCCGCAGCAAGCGCCAGGCCUACGCAGAGCUGCGCGAGGAGGUGACGGCGAGGAAGCCGCGCGGGGGCGGGGGCGGGGGCGAGGACCACCCGUUGGGCGGGGACACGGCCGAGGAGGCGGCGAUGGCGGCGUGGCGAGAGGACGAGGCGCUUAAGGUCGAGAUCCUAAAGGACGUGGACCGGACGCUGCCUCAGUACAUGUUCUUCAGCACCGAGCUGCCGCACGGCGCGCUGCACGCGGCGGCCCUCGCGCGCGUCCUGUUCGUGUACGCGAAGCUCAACCCGGGCAUCCGGUACGUGCAGGGCAUGAACGAGAUGCUCGCGCCGAUCUACUACGCGUUCAGCGCCGAGCUCGAGGCGGCGCCCGCAGUGCAGGCGGACGCCUUCUUCUGCUUCACCGCGCUCAUGUCCGAGGUGCGAGACCACUUUUGCUCCAACCUCGACCACACCGCCCUCGGCAUCACGGCGCGCAUCGAGCGCUUCGCCGGGCUCCUCGCGGCCAAGGACCCUCCUCUCGCCGCCGCCCUCGACAACAUCCGCGUCGCGCCGACCUUCUACGCCUUUCGCUGGAUCUCGCUCCUCAUGACGCAGGAGCUCGACUUGCCGGACGUGCUCCGGCUCUGGGACUCGCUGCUCGCCGACGAGCGCCGCUUCGACUUCCUUCUCUACUUUUGCGUCGCCAUGGUGCUCUGCAUCCGGGAGGAGCUCCUCGAGCACGGCGACUUCUCCUACUCCGUCAAGGCGCUGCAGCACUACGAGUCCCGCGUGCCGCUCCACACCCUGCUCGAGCGGGCGCACGCCCUCUACGCCGCCGACCACCCGCAGCUGUACGCGCCGCCCGCCGCCCCGCCUCCGAGGCCGCCGCCGCCGCCCGACAGGAUGUCGAGCAACGGAGCCGCUUACCUGUGA
Messenger RNA from Emiliania huxleyi CCMP1516, 1482 nucleotides. RefSeq lists its product as hypothetical. Lineage: Eukaryota; Haptophyta; Isochrysidales; Noelaerhabdaceae. The record is from RefSeq and is a predicted model, not a curated record. Gene Ontology annotation, biological process: intracellular protein transport; activation of GTPase activity. The coding region runs from base 1 to 1482 and encodes 493 amino acids. The transcript is spliced from 10 exons. Gene Ontology annotation, molecular function: GTPase activator activity.